Molecule: messenger RNA, 530 nt
Organism: Ictalurus punctatus (channel catfish)
Lineage: Eukaryota; Metazoa; Chordata; Actinopteri; Siluriformes; Ictaluridae
Product: liver-expressed antimicrobial peptide 2
Exons: 3
Coding region: 92-343 (83 amino acids)
Biological process (GO): defense response to bacterium; antimicrobial humoral immune response mediated by antimicrobial peptide
Source: RefSeq, a predicted model, not a curated record
UAUAAGCAUGGUGCACAUAACUCAUUGUCACACUCUGAACAGUGCGCUCCAAGAGUAGACAAACGGAAAAUAAAUACAGCCGAUCUCCAGCAUGAGACCAUCAGGAAUCACGCUCUUUGCACUUGCCGUGCUCGUGUCUCUAAUCUGUGUCAACCAGGUAGAGGCGGCUCCAGUAGUGGACACCUGGGCAUCAGGACUCAUACACCGUGCCAAGCGUUCCCUACUGUGGCGCUGGAACACGUUGAAGCCAGUCGGUGCAGGAUGUAGAGAUAAUUACGAGUGUGGCACAAAUUACUGCAGCAGAAACAUCUGCACAUUCCAGCCUAAAUCUUCUUCAUCCUAACAAGAAUGACUUAUACUUCUGCUGAAAGAAAAUGAAACGAACAUUCUGGGAAACGAACAAAAAUGGACAUGUUUUUUGUUUGUUUUUGUUUUUUUUGUACAAUAACAACUCUAAUGAUAGAAAACUGGAAAAGAAAAAAAAAAACCUGACAAAAUAUCUGAAAUUUAAUUAAAGCACAGAAGCAUUA